AUGAAACCCCAACACGCUUUUCUCAGCUAUGCCCUCCUGGGUUCCGCCAGUACGCUGACUGUUCCGAGCGAGGUGCAUGUCUCUUUGAGCAAAGAAAAAUCCCACUCACCUCCAUCUAACAAAUCUUCCAUCAACUGGGUGGAAUGCGACCUAGACUUCGGCGAGGCAUACAACGCUGCCCUUGCCAAGUUGCCCGAGAAGCCAGCUUGUGCCAAACUCGAGGUCCCUUUGGAUUAUACCAACCACAGCUCAGAUGAAACCAUUGAGCUCCAACUGAUCAAGUAUAAUGCAACCAAGACGCCCUUCAAGGGCAGCAUCCUGUACAAUCCGGGUGGUCCCGGGGGUUCCAGCGUUGAAAGUGUCGCUUUAAGUGGACUUGACUUGCGAGACAUCGCCGGAGGCCAUUAUGACUUGAUCGGCUUUGACACUCGAGGUACUGGCAAUACCAUUCCCUUUGUCUGUAACACGAGCUCCCCGGAUGCUGGUAGCCUUCUUCGCCGAGACUUCAAUACACUGGCGCAAGUCGACGUAUGGGAGUACUUGAAAACUACGUACUGGGAUAUGGCGGGAACCUUCGCCGAGGAGUGCUACGAAGCGCAGAGAAAGUAUGGCCGUUUUAUCAGCACGCCAUUCGUGGCACGAGAUAUGAUUUCAAUUGCGGAUGCUCUUGGCCAAGGCGCAAAGGUGAAUUUCUGGGGAGUAUCUUACGGUACUGUGCUCGGGCAAGUGUUUGCUUCCAUGUUUCCCGACCGCGUGGGACGACUUCUUCUUGAUGCCAACCUUCUGGCCGAAGACUAUGCUGUUACUACCUGGGUGACCAGUCAACGAGACACAGAACGGGCUCUCCACAACCUCUUGGACGAGUGCGUCAAUGCUGGCCCUCAAGUCUGCGGUCUGGCCAGCUUCGCCGGCAACGGAACCACUGUCGAUGAUCUGAUGAUGGCCGUCAAUAACGCAAUCGAAAAGUUGAUGACGGUCAAGAAUGACACUAGUGGAUACGGCGACCCUGCAACCGCCUUCAAGGGCAGCCUCAUGGCGGAGCUUUACUCGCCGACCAUGUUUCCCAACGCGAUAAAAAGAAUUCACCACGCGUUGACUGGAAACUUUACAGCCGCUACAGCCCCGGCCCCUCCGCAAUUGGAAUCUUUCUGGAACGAAGCCGGAUCCUCUGCGGUCUUCGGCAUCUCCUGCGGAGACUCUUCCUUUCGCGCCGAGAAUCAAGAUGAUCUCUACUCCAUUUAUCAAGCUCACAAGGAGCAGAGCUCAUUUGGCGAUACCGUCUCGCAGAGCCGGCUGCUGUGUUCCCGGUGGAAAUUUGAUGCGGCGGAAAGCAUCGACCUUAACUCGCUGAGAAACGUCAAAACGAGCUUCCCUGCUCUCAUUGUCAACGGCCGCUACGACCCAGUCACCCCGGCGAGCACCGCCUGGGAGGUGUCCGCGCGUCUGCGAAACAGCCGGACUCUAAUUCACUACGGCGCCGGUCAUGGUUUCACCUCACAUCCGUCAAACUGCACGAAUGCAAUUGUCAAAGACUACUUUCAGGAUGGGAAGCUUCCCGAAGUGGGUACUACCUGCGAACCCAACAUGACUGCGUUUGAGUACUAUGCCGAACUGGUGAGAAAGGCACGAGAGGGCAAAUAG
This is a messenger RNA of Colletotrichum truncatum, 1641 nucleotides long. RefSeq lists its product as uncharacterized. The record is from RefSeq and is a predicted model, not a curated record. Lineage: Eukaryota; Fungi; Ascomycota; Sordariomycetes; Glomerellales; Glomerellaceae.